This is a messenger RNA of Brienomyrus brachyistius, 608 nucleotides long. Its product is annotated as phospholipase A2-like. Bases 16 to 507 code for a protein of 163 amino acids. NCBI's taxonomy places the organism in Eukaryota, Metazoa, Chordata, Actinopteri, Osteoglossiformes, Mormyridae. The transcript has 4 exons. Gene Ontology annotation, biological process: phospholipid metabolic process; lipid catabolic process; arachidonate secretion. The record is from RefSeq and is a predicted model, not a curated record. Gene Ontology annotation, molecular function: phospholipid binding; calcium ion binding.
UAGAAGGAGCUAUAAAUGGUCUCCUUAUCCUGGGGCUUCGUACAGAUCGCCAAGAUGAAAACCCUCCAAACUCUCCUCAUGUUGGCUUCUAGCCUGUCCAUCGUGAUGAUGGACCCAGACUACAAGUCUCUGUCGGGCUUAAGAGAAAUGAUCAUCUGCAAGAUCCCCAGCAGCUGGCCUCUGCUGGACUACGGAGACUACGGCUGUUACUGUGGAAAGGGAGGUGCUGGGACACCCGUGGAUGACCUGGACAGGUGCUGCCAGACCCAUGACCACUGCUAUGACCAAGCCAUGAAGCUUGAGGCCUGCUGGCCUGUUUUGGAAAACCCUUAUACCCUACCCUAUUCCUACAACUGUGACAAGGCAAACAAGACCAUCACCUGCGAAGAGUCCAACACUGUCUGCGAGAUGUUUGUUUGUGAAUGUGACAGGCAUGCAGCCAUAUGCUUUGCUGGGGCGGGCUACAACAAGGAGCACCACAACAUGAACCAAGAGCUCUGCAAGUGAGCCGAGCAGCAGCUCCAUCUCAUCACAGCUUGUCUGUUAGUCUUUUUCACGAGACCCUUGCAUGCAACCAUUGAGCUAUAAAGAAAUAAAUAUGCAGUGAU